GUUACUGCUGAGCACAGACAUCUCAAAUGACACAAAAUUUGUCGAUCAAGUCUUUGAGCGACUGCAGGUUGGAAACGCUGUUGAAAACGUGGACGCAUUCUUUACCAAACUUACAGAGAAGGGGGAGGUUCCAGAGUUUCAAGUUGACGUGAGAGAUCGCAUCAUGAACAAGACCUACGACAUCAUGGGUCCCCUUUUCCCAAAGUUCCCUGAAAAGGAUCUUUUUGACUGGUUCCAUGUCAAACUGGUCCCGGUUCUCCCAAGUUUCACUCCACAAAUGCUCCGAGGUGUAAUUACCAACAUCAGCUGCACAAAAUACCAUGUCAUUGUGAGUGGGAUGGGCAAAGUUGUGUCUGACAUAGCUCAGGAAAGACAAGAAGAAAUUGCAGCUGUUUUACUGCAGUACCUGAUAAACUCUGCUGAUGUCAUCAACCAGCCAGCUUGCAGGGUUAACAUCCAGACCGAUUCCCAGUGGGUGGAAACAAACCUGGGCCCAUUUUCUCCAUACGCAACAUAUUCUGAGCUCAAAUUCUUCAACCUCUCUCAGGGAGCACUUGUGAGCGUUCUUUCACCCAAACAGAAAGCUGAGCUUCUAACAGAUCCAGACAGCCAUGGUCUGGAGGAUGCCACCCUCGUAAAGGAGGUGCUCACAAACUUGACAGAGUCCGGCAAUGUGGAGCAGCUUGGUCAGUUUUUCCAAGUGUUCACACGGUCCCUCCAGCAGACAAACACAACCUACAUCCAAAAUGUGGCGGUACGAGAGACCAUCUUAAACCUGACUCUGAGCAGCCUUGCUCCUGAAUUUGUCAUCUUUGAAGUAGAAGACUACCAGCUGUGGUUCCAAGACUAUUUGAUUCCUGUGAUAGCAAGCAUCCAACCUGACAGCCUGUGGGUGAUACCCCGUAACAUCAGCUGUGAAUCCUACGGAGCUAUAGUCACUGGCCUAAUGGAAAGCCUGAACAUCCUGCCGCUGCACAUUUCAAUGGACGUGAGAUCAAGCCUGGAAUCACUGCAGGAGGCCUUCCCAGAUUGUGCAAAACAGGAUUCUUUCACGUGCAAAGACACACAUGUUGAUGAAAAACUCAUCUGCUCCGAGGUAGACAGCUCUCAACUCCAAGCACUGAAAGAUGACAAUUCUACUGAAGCCGUGUGCAACUUCACCAUCACUGAACAUGCCUGUGCCCCGACAAGAAGACUCUCAGCAGAAAACUUGGCCAUGCUCUUGAAGUGCUCUCUGGAAAGCAACCAGAUGUACGUGGUGGAAGUUUGGCAGCUUCUUUUCCAAAAAGCUUCUCCCGUACUCAGCCAGGCUCUGGCCUCAUUCUCCGCCAUGGCCCCCGCCGCCAUGGGCGCUGCCUAUUCCAAUCCUCUUGAUGCUCUGAGAGAAGUGGUUGCUAAAAACCUUACACAGGAUCAACUGAAGAGUGAAGAUUUUGUUAGAAGUUGGUUCCAGAUGCGUCUCGGUCCAUUCCUGGCCUCCCCGUCAACAAAUUUCCUCUUCUGCCUUGGCACCUACAACUUCAGCUGCCAGACCUACCAGAUUGUCGUCGGAGCAUUCAGCAACCAAAGCCCACUGAUGGACGACAACAGAAAGCGGGCAGUCUUUACUCACUUCAUCCAACCGUUCCUUUCCAGAAAGGAUUUGCCAGACCCAGGCUGCGUGUCAUCUGCCAAUAGCAGUCAGUACUGGCUACAGGCCAACCUUGGCAAUUUCUCUCAAUUUGCGAGCAUAGAGGAUUUGCGAGCCCUUUAUCCAAACUUCUCCAGUGCCGAAGCCUUGUCGAAACUGUCUCCCUCUCAGGUAGCAGAGUUACUGCUGAGCACAGACAUCUCAAAUGACACAAAAUUUGUCGAUCAAGUCUUUGAGCGACUGCAGGUUGGAAACGCUGUUGAAAACGUGGACGCAUUCUUUACCAAACUUACAGAGAAGGGGGAGGUUCCAGAGUUUCAAGUUGACGUGAGAGAUCGCAUCAUGAACAAGACCUACGACAUCAUGGGUCCCCUUUUCCCAAAGUUCCCUGAAAAGGAUCUUUUUGACUGGUUCCAUGUCAAACUGGUCCCGGUUCUCCCAAGUUUCACUCCACAAAUGCUCCGAGGUGUAAUUACCAACAUCAGCUGCACAAAAUACCAUGUCAUUGUGAGUGGGAUGGGCAAAGUUGUGUCUGACAUAGCUCAGGAAAGACAAGAAGAAAUUGCAGCUGUUUUACUGCAGUACCUGAUAAACUCUGCUGAUGUCAUCAACCAGCCAGCUUGCAGGGUUAACAUCCAGACCGAUUCCCAGUGGGUGGAAACAAACCUGGGCCCAUUUUCUCCAUACGCAACAUAUUCUGAGCUCAAAUUCUUCAACCUCUCUCAGAUUACCAUAGUAGAUUCACUUUCUUCUGGACAAAAAGCUGAAUUUCUCCUUCAAUCCGAUAUUCUUGCCAAUGUCUCUCUUGUCAUCACUGUUUUUGAACGUUUCACUACAUCAGCUUCCUUGGACAACCUGGAGUCCUUCUUCAACACAUUUGUUGGUGGUCUUGCUCAGCAAAAUCUGACUGCUGUUAACCCCAACAUGCGUGACAAUAUUCUAAAUCUGACAAUAACAGCACUUGCACCAAAGUUCCACCUUUUAAAUCCUGAGGGCUUCAGAUUAUGGUUCCAGGUCUACCUCCCACUCUUCCUCCCAAGCAUCAAAUCAACAACCUUUGAAAUAAUUCCCAGAAACAUCUCCUGCAGUUCAUACCAACAAGUGGUCAAAGGAUUGGACAACACUAUCAGCCAGCUCUCCGAAGCACAGAACCAAGAGGUUCUAAAGUUUGGAUUAGACUAUCUCAAAGCUCAGUUAACUUCAGGGCUUUCCUGUGUUGACGCUGGGACUGAAACUAAUGACAGAGGUUGGCUUAAAGACAACUUUGGUCAGUUUCGUCUUCAAGCCUCUUUUAAGAAUUUUCUGUCUCUGAAGAAAGAUUUCAAAGGAGCUGAGGUGGCAGAUCUUCUCACUUUCAGUCAGCUGAAGGAGCUUGCAGCAACCCCUUCGCAGCUAAACGGAACGCAAGAUGUGACAAAAGUCAUGACAGUCAUCGAGCCGGCUGACUUUGCUGCUUUCUUUGAUUCACUCGCUCAAGCAGUUGCGGCCCAGUCUGUGAACUACACACAGGAAGUGAAAUCUGCCUUCCUCCUGGCGGUUUUUGACAGGGGAGGUCUUCCAGCUGUCAGUGACGAAGACUUCCUGCAGUGGCUAAGGCGACUGCAGCCGUUGCUCAUUGACCUCUCUGCAAAUCUGGUGCCCCGCUUUGUCAGUCUGGCAGCAAACAGGAGCUGUGCCACCAGCCAGGAGACGAUAAAUGUGCUUCACACAAUACAGACAACGCUCAGCAACAACACUAAAACCGAGGUCUACAGAAACAUCCUCAUUUUCCUCCAAGAUCCAACGCCGCUGAAGUGUUACAGUGGUGGAAGCUUCUACAUCUUCCUGCAGAACAUCUUCCUCAGCUUUGGAUUUCCUGAUGUGGUGACAUUCAUAUCUCUUCUGCCACCAAAGCGCGAGUCAGAGCUCCUAAAUACCAUCAGCACAUCAGAGCUGAGUCAGUUCCUCAAUCAGCCUGAUGUCGGCAAUAACAGUUCAGGCAUCUGUAUCAUCUUCAACAACUACAACAACACUCCUUCCUUCCUAGAAAACGAGGACGUCCCAGAUGAUGUGAGGAGGAUCAUCCUUCCCUGUGUUUGGCCUUUGGCUCUGAGCAGCAACAGAAGAUCUGAGGUUGAUCUGUGGUUUAACGUACGUUUGAGGAACUAUCUGAGGUUCCUCACCAAGGAUCUCAUGAGCUUCAACAAAGUGCAGAAUGCCUCAUGUCUCACCUUCCAAAAACUGGUGUCUUUCAUGGGAAAGAACUUCACCUUCACCGGUUCAGACUUUGGACAGCCAGAUGUGUACACCACCAUCAGAAGCUACUUGGGUGCUGAAUCUGUGGCCAGAUGCUACAACGCCACAGACCCAGAUCUGAACUCCACCUCCUGGUUUGUCAACUACAUCGGCAGCUUUGUGAUAUUUAUCACUCUUGAUGAUUUCAAAAACUUUGUCAACACCUCUCAGCUGAUUGUGUUCUUGGAGGAUAAAGCUAAUCUGGAGCUCUUUAACAACGCAGCGAUCCCACAAGAUGUAACAGACUACUACAUCUUGCAGCUUUAUGAGUUCUACCCAUCCUUUGGACUCAUGAUGCUCCCAGGCUCUUUACUCUGCUCGCCUGACAUCCCAAGCUCCUUAUUUACUUCUCUUAGUGAGAACGAUACGAUGGCCAUCUUGGACAAGCUGAAGACAUUCUGCAACAGCACAGAGAAUCCUGAGAGAUCUGCAGCUCUGGCGUCCAACAUCAAGGUCUUCACAGCGCAAACGUUUGAAGACCUUGGAAAUGCGUCUUCUGGCCUGACAAACAGCCAGAUCCUGUCUGUGUCGCCUGAGGUGCUGGUUUUGUCUUUGUCCAUCCUGAGCUCAGUGAACACCUGGGGACAGGACCAGGCCAGCAACAUCAUCCACCGCAUCACCUCCUCAAGCUUUCAGAUCAACAGCGCAGCCUCUCUGGAGUCUCUGGGGACUCUUAUCAUUGGAGUUCCUUCAAAGUCAAUCAACAAUAUCUCAGCUUCUGAAGUACUCAGCGCGUCCAAGAACCCAACGCUUGUUUCCAACAUGCUGGAAGCCCCGAAGGUUGUCCAGGAGGCUUUUGUCAAAAAGAUCAUUUCUGUGGACUCCAGUCCAGCCAAAGUGGUGGAGAACGUCCCUGAUGCCUUAGCAAUGGAGAUCCCACCCUCCCUGCUGCUGUUUCCUGAGGGAACAGCCAACAUCACUGCGAUAAACAAGAAGACGUGGACCGCAGAUCAGGCCACCAUGUUUUUUGCGACGCUGGCUGAGGCAGAUUUUGACACUGAGCAACUUUCUCCAUUUGUGCUGCAAGGCUUCACAUGCGGCACGGUUAAGAAAAUGAGUAAAGCCCAAAUCAGUCAGUUGAUCCACGCCUGCAGGCCGAGGAAAGGCAGGGCUAAGGUGGAGCUGAAGGAACCUCAGCUGACCUGCAUGUACAACCUGAUCCGUGACGACCUCUCUCAGAACUUCACAGAUUAUCCUCCAGACAUGCUUCUCUACUUGGACUCCAAAAAUGUCCAGAAAGCAAACUGCAGGUCCUACUUCUCUGCCCUGGGUGCCGCAGACUUCUCUGUGGCCUCCAGCAUCUUGAACAAGGGCCCACAGAAGUUCAGGGAAGCUAGAGACUGCUUGGGGAUCAGUGGCAACAGCCUGAGCAGAGACAAUGUGGAGGUCCUGGGGAACAUGGUCUGCACUCUGAAUAGAUCCGACAUUGAGAACUCAGAUCCUCUCAUCCUGGAAAACCUCAAAGCCUGCAAAGACCUCUCUGCCAGCCAGGUGGCUGCUAUGGAAACACUGCUGCUGUCUGGGAAAACACAAUACGGAGCUGUAAACAGCUGGGACCAACAGACACUAGAGGGGCUGGGAACACUUCCUUUGUAUUUAACAAGAAACAUCUGGACACAUUUCACAGCUGCAACACAGAAAAGAUUCCUUAAGGGUUUCAUGCCUGACCUAAGGAUACAAAAAACACAGAAGUGGAAGCUCAAGAACCUGUUUUCACAGCUCACCCCUACAGCAGCAAAACGAGAAGCAGGAUGCAGCGAGGGGAACAUCACCCAGGUGACCGUCAGCGACCCUUCCUUCCCCUUUGGCUACAAUCAGCUGCAGUUUCAACUCUGCCUGGACGUUCCCAUUCUGAAAGACAACCUCUACUCCAUCUGCCAGAAAGUGGAUGAUGAUGGUUAUAAAAGGAUCAUCCUCAAUAAACUCAACCAGGCAUUCCCAUCUGGAGUUCCUGAUCAGGAAGUACAGAUGCUUGCUUCAGUCUCUCGCUCAGCAACACUUGAUGACAUCUCUAAGUGGAACAUCACUGAACUGGAUACCUUGGCAGCUCUGAUGAAACCUGAAGAUGGAACAUGGGAGACGGCACAGAGCAAAGCAAUCAUCACCAAGAACCUGAAUACCUCUGGAAAUUCACUGGGCAGCAGUGAACUGAACAUUAUUGACUCCAACCUGUGCUCACUGGACACCAGCACAUUAGAGACCAUCACAGCAGACAGUAUCAGAAAUACAAAGCUUCUAGAUGUGGCAUCAUGUUCAACUGAGCAGAAGAGAGUCCUCUACGAGAUCAGCAACACCUCCUUCAGCGUCCAUCGUGAUAAUCCGAUUAACUUUUUUAACCUGGUUAAAGGCUAUCUAGGUGGAGCAUCUCUGGUUGAUAUAAUAUCUUUGUCAAAACAAAAUAUAAGCAUGGAUGUGAAAACCUUCAUGAAACUAAACAUCAGUGUUAUAACUGAUUUAACUGUUUCCAACGUCCAGAAACUCAUGGGGGAAAAUUUACCGGACCUAAAGUUGUUUGAGAACGACACUGUGAUUCAGAUGUGGGUAAACUUGCAACAACAGUCGGAUCUAGACAGAAUGGGUAUUGGUCUAUCUACCAACAGCACGAUCCCUCCAACUACAAUGCCCACCCAGGAAACUAGUUUAACAAGUACUGGAACUGCAACUGGAACACGUUCUGACACACAAACAAAAACAUCCCUAACCACUUCUGACAUACCAGCACUUACUACCACAUACAGUUCAACCAUUCAUACUGUAAGCAGCUCAUGGAGGACAACUAACACUGCAACCAGUGCUGGAACAUCAACAGGUAAUUCUGUGGCUACUGUUGGAACAACAACCGUGAGUGCUGAGUCUCCUCCUUUCACAACAAGAGCAAAAGUUUCAAGUAGUACUGGAACUUCAACAGGAGAUGCUUUGGCCAGUGCUAUGACAACAGUAGACUCCGAAAACAGUGUUCUCACAGCAACAACAAACUUAGCAAAUGCUGCAACAUCAUCAUCAACAGGUGGUCCAACUGAUUCUUUGACAUCUCCAGAUUCUGAAUCUACCACUAGCACAACAAUGCCUUUUCCUACAACCAGUUCUGGAACAAUGAUGCCACAAGUUACAACUACGAGUGGGAUGUCAACAACUACUGCAGCCACAGGAAGUGAGACUCAGACCACUCUCACAAUCAGUGCUACCACAACAACAAAACAAACUUUAACCAGUACCAGUUCAGAACUAUCAAACACUGCAACCAGCCCUGUUACCCCAGAGCCUCUAACUGAAGGCAAGAGCAGUACAACAUCAACACCAGAUGCCACAACAACCUCUGAGACAGCAACAGCAGAUGUUUCACUUGGUACACCAACAAAAAGCCUCACUGACUCUGAAAUGCCAACCUUAGGUACCAGUAACAGUCCUGGGUCAGCAUUAUCAUCUCCUGGCACUACUACUGUGACCCAGUCUUCCAACUACACACAGAACCUGACAUUGGCCUUUCUUGAGGCUGUGCUGGAUAAAAAUUUCUCCAUGUCGGCUGUUAGUGAUGAGGAUUUCCUGCUAUGGCUUAGGCUGCAACUCAGACCUUUGCUGGUCAAUCUCUCUCCAGCUAUGGUUAUUCACCUCUUCGGAAUUGUGAAAAACAGGAACUGCAACAGCAGCCAAGAGAUGAUUUCAGUGCUUGAAACUGUGCAGAUGACACUCAGCGACGAAACCAAGGCAGAGAUCUACAAAAAUAUGAUCCUCUUCCUCCAAGAUCAAACGCCACUAAAGUGUUACAGUGGUGGAAGCUUUUACAUCUUCCUGAAGAACAACUUCCUCAGCUUUGGCUUUCCUGAUGUCCCGUCAUUCAUCUCUCUUCUUCCACCAACACGCAAAUCAGAGCUCCUAAAUACCAUUAGCACCUCAGAACUGCGUCAGUUCCUCAUUCAGCCGGGCGCAAUCAGUAACAGUUCAGGCAUCUGCAUCAUUUUCAGCAACUACAACAACACUCCUUCCUUCCUAGAAAACGAGGACGUCCCAGAUGAUGUGAGGAGGAUCAUCCUUCCCUGUGUUUGGCCUUUGGCUCUGAGCAGCAACAGAAGAUCUGAGGUUGAUCUGUGGUUUAACGUACGUUUGAGGAACUAUCUGAGGUUCCUCACAAAGGAUCUCAUGAGCUUCAACAAAGUGCAGAAUGCCUCAUGUCUCACCUUCCAAAAACUGGUGUCUUUCAUGGGAAAGAACUUCACCUUCACCGGUUCAGACUUUGGACAGCCAGAUGUGUACACCACCAUCAGAAGCUACUUGGGUGCUGAAUCUGUGGCCAGAUGCUACAACGCCACAGACCCAGAUCUGAACUCCACCUCCUGGUUUGUCAACUACAUCGGCAGCUUUGUGAUAUUUAUCACGCUGGAUGAUUUCAAAAACUUUGUCAACACCUCUCAGCUGAUUGUGUUCUUGGAGGAUAAAGCUAAUCUGGAGCUCUUUAACAACGCAGCGAUCCCACAAGAUGUAACAGACUACUACAUUUUGCAGCUUUAUGAGUUCUACCCAUCCUUUGGACUCAUGAUGCUCCCAGGCUCUUUACUCUGCUCGCCUGACAUCCCAAGCUCCUUAUUUACUUCUCUUAGUGAGAACGAUACGAUGGCCAUCUUGGACAAGCUGAAGACAUUCUGCAACAGCACAGAGAAUCCUGAGAGAUCUGCAGCUCUGGCGUCCAACAUCAAGGUCUUCACAGCGCAAACGUUUGAAGACCUUGGAAAUGCGUCUUCUGGCCUGACAAACAGCCAGAUCCUGUCUGUGUCGCCUGAGGUGCUGGUUUUGUCUUUGUCCAUCCUGAGCUCAGUGAACACCUGGGGACAGGACCAGGCCAGCAACAUCAUCCACCGCAUCACCUCCUCAAGCUUUCAGAUCAACAGCGCAGCCUCUCUGGAGUCUCUGGGGACUCUUAUCAUUGGAGUUCCUUCAAAGUCAAUCAACAAUAUCUCAGCUUCUGAAGUACUCAGCGCGUCCAAGAACCCAACGCUUGUUUCCAACAUGCUGGAAGCCCCGAAGGUUGUCCAGGAGGCUUUUGUCAAAAAGAUCAUUUCUGUGGACUCCAGUCCAGCCAAAGUGGUGGAGAACGUCCCUGAUGCCUUAGCAAUGGAGAUCCCACCCUCCCUGCUGCUGUUUCCUGAGGGAACAGCCAACAUCACUGCGAUAAACAAGAAGACGUGGACCGCAGAUCAGGCCACCAUGUUUUUUGCGACGCUGGCUGAGGCAGAUUUUGACACUGAGCAACUUUCUCCAUUUGUGCUGCAAGGCUUCACAUGCGGCACGGUUAAGAAAAUGAGUAAAGCCCAAAUCAGUCAGUUGAUCCACGCCUGCAGGCCGAGGAAAGGCAGGGCUAAGGUGGAGCUGAAGGAACCUCAGCUGACCUGCAUGUACAACCUGAUCCGUGACGACCUCUCUCAGAACUUCACAGAUUAUCCUCCAGACAUGCUUCUCUACUUGGACUCCAAAAAUGUCCAGAAAGCAAACUGCAGGUCCUACUUUUCUGCCCUGGGUGCCGCAGACUUCUCUGUGGCCUCCAGCAUCUUGAACAAGGGCCCACAGAAGUUCAGGGAAGCUAGAGACUGCUUGGGGAUCAGUGGCAACAGCCUGAGCAGAGACAAUGUGGAGGUCCUGGGGAACAUGGUCUGCACUCUGAAUAGAUCCGACAUUGAGAACUCAGAUCCUCUCAUCCUGGAAAACCUCAAAGCCUGCAAAGACCUCUCUGCCAGCCAGGUGGCUGCUAUGGAAACACUGCUGCUGUCUGGGAAAACACAAUACGGAGCUGUAAACAGCUGGGACCAACAGACACUAGAGGGGCUGGGAACACUUCCUUUGUAUUUAACAAGAAACAUCUGGACACAUUUCACAGCUGCAACACAGAAAAGAUUCCUUAAGGGUUUCAUGCCUGACCUAAGGAUACAAAAAACACAGAAGUGGAAGCUCAAGAACCUGUUUUCACAGCUCACCCCUACAGCAGCAAAACGAGAAGCAGGAUGCAGCGAGGGGAACAUCACCCAGGUGACCGUCAGCGACCCUUCCUUCCCCUUUGGCUACAAUCAGCUGCAGUUUCAACUCUGCCUGGACGUUCCCAUUCUGAAAGACAACCUCUACUCCAUCUGCCAGAAAGUGGAUGAUGAUGGUUAUAAAAGGAUCAUCCUCAAUAAACUCAACCAGGCAUUCCCAUCUGGAGUUCCUGAUCAGGAAGUACAGAUGCUUGCUUCAGUCUCUCGCUCAGCAACACUUGAUGACAUCUCUAAGUGGAACAUCACUGAACUGGAUACCUUGGCAGCUCUGAUGAAACCUGAAGAUGGAACAUGGGAGACGGCACAGAGCAAAGCAAUCAUCACCAAGAACCUGAAUACCUCUGGAAAUUCACUGGGCAGCAGUGAACUGAACAUUAUUGACUCCAACCUGUGCUCACUGGACACCAGCACAUUAGAGACCAUCACAGCAGACAGUAUCAGAAAUACAAAGCGUCUAAAUGUGACAUCAUGUUCAACUGAGCAGAAGAGAGUCCUCUACGAGAUCAGCAACACCUCCUUCAGCGUCCAUCGUGAUAAUCCGAUUAACUUUUUUAACCUGGUUAAAGGCUAUGUAGGUGGAGCACCUCAAGCAGAUAUUGCAGCGUUAUCAAGACAGAACAUCAGCAUGGAUGUCGACACUUUCAGGAGUCUGGAUAUCAAUGUGAUAACUAAUCUGACUGUGGCCAACGUCCAAGGUCUGAUGGGUGAAAACCUACGAGAUCUCAAGCUGUUUGAGAAUGAUACUGUGGUUCAGACCUGGGUGAACCUACAGCUACAGUCUGACCUGGACAAACUAGGUUUGAAUCUAAUCACCACUAGGGCAAACCCAACAGUACCAACCAGCACUGAGCCACAAGGGAACACAAACAGUUCAAGUACAACCCCGGCCAGUACAGCAAUAUCAUCUGCAACCACCAGUGGUGUCCUGGAGUUCACAAAAUCACCAGUCUCCGUUCUCCUGACUGCUCUGCUCACAGCUGCUCUACAAAUAAUCCUACAACCAGCCUAAUUAUUGCACUGCUGCAAUAACUCAGGCAAUGCUUUCAUACAGCCUACAGUUAUUAUCACUAUUAGCUCUAUUAUUUACUCACAUGUACAAAAAAUACUUCAUCUCACCUUUUCGAUGUCUUUAUUAGCAUCAUGAAACUAAUCUAUCUAAGAAGAAUCAUUUAAAUCUUUACAUAACUAGUUGAUGGAAAUUAGGGGAAAAUUAAAAAGAACAUUCAUAUAAAGUGCUAAAUCAUGAUAAAAUUAAUUGCAUUGGUUUUUAUCCUUCCAGAUGUAAUUCUUUUCUUCCUGUACUUUGUCCUGUACUUUAAACAUUAUCUAAAUAAAUAAAUGCAUAUGAAUAAA
This is a messenger RNA of Xiphophorus hellerii (green swordtail), 11277 nucleotides long. RefSeq lists its product as uncharacterized. Gene Ontology annotation, cellular component: cell surface. NCBI's taxonomy places the organism in Eukaryota, Metazoa, Chordata, Actinopteri, Cyprinodontiformes, Poeciliidae. The transcript is spliced from 77 exons. Gene Ontology annotation, biological process: cell-matrix adhesion. The record is from RefSeq and is a predicted model, not a curated record. Bases 164 to 10933 code for a protein of 3589 amino acids.